Exophiala xenobiotica is the source of this 936-nucleotide messenger RNA. RefSeq lists its product as uncharacterized. The transcript has a single exon. NCBI's taxonomy places the organism in Eukaryota, Fungi, Ascomycota, Eurotiomycetes, Chaetothyriales, Herpotrichiellaceae. Bases 163 to 762 code for a protein of 199 amino acids. The record is from RefSeq and is a predicted model, not a curated record.
CGAACACUUCUCGUUUGAGGGUCUAUCCAGGUCUUGUUCCUGUUUAGAUCUUUGCCCAUUUCCCUUCCGCCUGGACAUCCAUCGUCUUGCGAUCUAUUGUACGGUAGCUGUACCGUACUACCACCUAUCUCUGCUCAUUUCCAAGAAGACCGGCGUGGCAGCAUGUCGAACUCUUCAAAGGACCCAGUGUCAGCACACACCACGUCCGCCAGCACACCGUUGCGCGAUCCCACCACCUACAUCACCGGCCACAAUACAGAAGAUGCUACAGCCGUCUAUCACUCAGUCAAACCGGCCGACUGGCAACCCAUCAAAGACACCAAUUACUUCAACGUCAGCUUCACGACGUCCAGCAUGCCCGUCAGCAUGGACAACGACGUCGACAUCAAACAGCACGAACAGGUCAUGGCUGCAGGCACCCUAGGCCUCGUGAGACCAAACGGGACGGUCUGUCGCACAGUGGAUUUCGCACCCAACGGUGAGGCUCUGAUGCAUCGCACAAAAAGUCUGGACUACGGCAUCGUGAUCGAAGGAGAGAUCGAGCUGCAUCUGGAUUCCGGCGAGGUGCGCACCCUCAAAAGGGGCGACGUUGCAGUGCAGAGGGCCACGAUGCACGCGUGGAAGAAUGCCAGUCCGACUGAAUGGGCCAGGAUGGUAUUCGUCCUGCAAGACAGUCAGCCGCUGAAGGUGGGCGAUAAGGUACUCGGAGAAGAUCUCGGUCACGCCAAAGGUGUCAUUCCGGACAGUGGCAAUGACAAGUGAGCGUUCGAAUCAGGGCACAAGUCAUAGCAAGGCACAGUUUUCACAUACUACGGGCUCUAGGGUACUAUGUACCAUAAUAGACCGUGUGAUUUAGUUGCCAUUCGAAGACAAACAGCAGCGAGGAUAAUUUACGAGGCAGGAUGGCCCCCUGUUCAAUGCGAUGCCAAAAUGAUG